UUGCAUUUAAAACCUAUACUUACUACACAUCUAUUGUACCCUUAAAUUAUCAUUUAGCUACCCAGGCUUUUGAAAACUAAAAAAUUGAAAAGUUCUUCAGAAGAUUAAUGGAGCAUAAGGAAGCCUAAUAAAUCAUUUGUGUCGAUUUUUUUUGAUCACCGAUGUAUUUUGUAUUCUGGCUAGUAGCGUUUCUGUUAUCGAAGCCUUUGUUGAAUAUGAUGCAGUUUUGAAGACGAUUUGUUGCCAUUGGGAAGAAGACCUUGCAUAGCUACAUAACGUGCGUGCGAUAUUCCUGUCGGUCUUCGGAGUAAAGAAAAGUUCAAGAGUACUCAACUGAGCGCAUCUUCUUACAGAUCAAAGGAUGCAAAACCAGAUAAUGGAAGGUUAACAGAAAAAAGUGGUUGGAGCGAUACUGGUUGGUGUCCAGAAUUUACCACUGACAAAACCGUGGUUUCAGGUUGAUUUCAACGUCACGUAUACGAUUACAUCUCUCAAAAUAGAAGAACCUGAUGAACUGAUCUCUUCAAUUUCACUGAAGUAUAGCUAUGACAACGACAAAUGGCAUCCCUACCGUCCUUUUGUUGCAAAAUCGCCUGAAGAAGACCAGAGCUAUUCCAAAUAUUUGCUUCCACAUUCAAUUACAGCAAGAUUCAUCCGUGUGUAUCCUUGUACGUGUAACUAUGGUGAGAAAUCAUGUUGUACUGCUGGACCGUGUUUAAGGUUUGAGUUCUACGGGUGUAAACCAGUCACAGAUUGUGAAACGCCUGCAGGUAUGGAGGACAAAAGUAUACAAAACAGCCAAAUCACUGCCUCGUCAUACAAAGAGAAACGUUUUCCUUACGGCGCACGUUUACAUAAUAAAACCUACAACAGAUCGACCAAAUCCUGGGGUGCCUGGUGCGCAGACGAAAAUGAUCCAUCGCCCUACUUGCAGAUUGAUCUUGAUAGGAAAAGAAACAUUUCGAUGGUGGCUACGCAAGGUUUCACACGUGGAAUGUUUGUGAAGAAGUAUAAAUUGAAUUACAGCACGGACGCUAUCACUUGGCUUGCUGCUCACGCCAAACCCGAUUCUGUUGAAUUCGAUGGUAACAAGGACAAUGGUACUGUCAAAAAUCAGAAGUUACGCCAGGUGGUAACAGCCCGAUAUGUUCGGUUCCUUCCGAAGGACUGGAAUCUAUAUUCUGUGCCUUCAUAUCCAUGCAUGAGGGUUGAGAUUUAUGUAUGCCUGCCUGUUAAAGGAAGUGUUCCUAGAAUUGCCGGAAAACAAUCAGAACGUACUAGAAUUGUCGAUGCAGAUCCCGGUGCAAAAGUUGCCUUAAGAUGCAAAAUGUAUGGUCAGGCCGGCAUAAUUUUAAACUGGUUUACUAUGAAUCAAAAAAUCAAGGAAUCUGCCAAUAUAAAAAUUUCAAAAAGUGCCAAUGACGGCCAUCAUUCUGCGUCAUUCUUAAUAUUGAAAAACGUCACGAUGAACGAGAAUGGUUUAUUGUACGAAUGCCGUGGACAAUAUCCGGGUGUUGAAAACCUGUAUGAGACUCAGACGAUACUGCUUCGUGUUGGAGUGGACCAGCCACCAAUACAGUUGCAAUCGAAGACCCACAACUCGCUAUCGAUAGAAGUGAAAUAUCGUCUUGCCAAUAGAACAGUGCAGUAUCGUUUUGAAAUUCGUGCUGUAGGCACGCAAGAUUGGACAAGCUACAGGUUCAAUCAAAGUCAAAAUGAUAUUUACACCAUCAAAAAAUUAAAACCAUGGACGGAGUAUCAAGUCAAAGUCAUUCCUGAACACAAAGAAGCAAACGACAUCGGCAGAAUGAGUCGUACGAAGAAUUUUACAACAGCACAAGGCUUUCCCGACAAACCUCAAAAUCUUCAUUUGAGUGAUGUAAAACAGGAUAACGCAACCAUACAAUGGAGUAAGCCUUCAAGAGAUGAAGUUCGCGGUGUUAUCGAAGGAUAUUACAUGGAAGUGAUUGAUGACACUAAAAAUGUCAUAGAAAGAGAAAAGUUACCGAUUACAAAUGUUAGCAUGCAUACCAUAACAUUCCUUUUGCCUAACACAAGCUAUACUGUUCAUCUGGCGGUUCAAAAUCAAGAAAAACAAGGCCAGUUUGCAACUCUGACCUUCAUUACGACUUCACUCACUCCAGAAAAACACAAACCAACAGCUUCCAACCCAUUUAUUGACUUGAAUUUGUUAAAUCAGAGGAAGAUCACCCAUGAAAAUGUUGUGAGUGUCGCAAAAAAUGUGAAAAAUCUGACAUCCUUACCAGAUAAACUGAACCCCACCAACAUAUCGACUGCAGCAGAAAUUUUGGAGAAAAUCAUCAAAACCCAAGAGAAAAGUAUGGAGGUCGGAGAUAUUAUACUUGAAACGAUCAACAACCUGAUCGAUGUAAAAGAGAAAGCUCUACAGGAAAGCAAUUCCUCUACAAGAUUCAUAAAGAUACUUGAAGAUUUCAUUGCUAAUGGUGGCGAUUUCUCCAAGAAUACUUCCAACAUUCAGGUUAAAAUAAUAAAAAAUCUAAAUAUCAUGGACGGAAACUUGAAGCAAUUCUUUCCUAACGGCUCAAGCAUAGAGAUUCCACGUGAGGUAUUGGAGAAGGCGAAAAACAAGACAAUGUAUUUUAUUUACUAUAAGAACGGCAACUUAUUCAACGGUAAGCGUUACGUAAACGAGAUUUGUUCAAAUGGAUUCACGGAGAAUGUCUAUGAGCAAAGUACGGCUGUUAUAUCAAGUGGUAUUUCCGGACAAGAGUUACAGAAUUUAUCUGAAAAAGUCGUUUUCAAGUUUCAUGUCUCUGAUCCAAAGGCUGUUGCAAAGCCAUCGUCAUGUGUCUACUGGGAUUUUAAAGCGUCAGCUGGGAAAGGAAAUUGGUCAAACAAAGGCUGCAAGUUGAAGAGAAUUUAUGGCAAUACCAUUGAAUGCGUUUGUGAUCACAUGACAAAUUUUGCUGUGUUAAUGGAUGUUCACUCCGAUACUUCAAAGUCUUGUGGUGUCCAUGGCGACAUAUUGCAACUUCUCAGUUAUUUGGGCUGUGGUCUAUCAAUUCUUGGCCUCACUUUAACGAUAUUUACGUAUUCGUUUUUCAGGAGACUUCGUAAAGAACUGGCUGCAAAGAUUCUCAUUCAACUUUGUGUCGCUUUGUUAUGUGUCCUCGUCGUUUUCAUUGUUGGUAUUGAGCGGUCGCGUGUCGGUCGUUUUGGUUGCUUCAUUGUUGCCGGGUUGCUGCAUUACUUCAUUUUAUCAGCGUUUUUGUGGAUGUUAAUCGAAGCCCGUUUUAUGUAUUUGGCAUUUGUCAAAGUUUGGACACAACAUGGUGAACACGAGUUGCUGAAAUGCUCUUUUAUUGCUUGGGGUUCUCCUGCUAUUGUUGUUGGAAUAACUAUGGCCGUGGAUUUAAAUAGUUAUGGCAGCGGUCAUUAUUGUCUCGUCAAAGGUAUUCCAUUUUUUGCGUCCUUUUUUGCACCGGUCAUCUGCAUCAUUUUCCUCAAUCUGAUCGUGUUUGGCAUUAUAAUGCAAAAGCUUAGCUCGAGACCGGAAAGUUCUCUGGGUAGAGAUCGCAAUACUAUGAGACCACGUAUGAAGCAAGCUAUCGGUAUAUUGAUCUUGGUUGGUGUGACAUGGUCCUUCGGUGCUCUUUCCGUGAGCAGUGUUCGUCUUUUCUUUGCAUAUCUUUUUGUGUUCUUCAAUUCCAUUCAAGGAUUUUGUAUUUUUAUAUUCUACUGCUUGAGUCAAAAAAACGUUCGUGAUUGCUGGAAGGCUCUACUGACCUGCCAAUUGCAUAAGUUAUAUAAAGAUAAAUCCUUUCAUACGAAUACUUUUGAUAGACGCCGGAACUCUACCCUCAGUACUACUCAAAAUACUUUGAGUCUUGCUAGAAAGAAGACUACAUCGUCCUCAUCAAUGGCAUAUCCCAUCCAUUCUAUGGACACGCUCACUCGAAAUUUCACUUCGUUCAACUGUGUCAGCAGCAAUUCAUUGACUGGUAGUAAAGAUGGAAUGAAACCUAACAACCUUAAUAACUUCAAAGAGAAAGAUUGUAAUCUUCAUAACGGCAUGAACAAUAAGAGCAAUAUCUGGAAGCGUGUAUCCAACGCUGUUUUGGCAGAUGAAAGUGAAAAGAUGAAAUUUAGUAAUUCAAACCCAACAUUGACGCGGACAAACUCUUCUCAAACCCUAUGGUCCAAUGACAGUUAUGAGAACGACAACUCGUAUGACAUGGUUGCGUGCUCUGACGGGUCGCUUGUGAGCCUGCACUCUUUGGCGGAGAGUCAAGCAUCGGAUAAUUAUGGCUUUUACAGUUUAGUCGAUACAAAAGACAGUUGUAACAGUUCUAUGAACGGUGACUCCGCUCCUGGCACACCACGAACAGAAAGGCGACCUGAACCAAUUUCACUUGCUAAAAAUAAUCAUCUUAGUGUUCCAUCCCCAACCAAAAAACAUUACAUAUCUGCCUUGCCGCAGGAGUGUGAUCCAUCAUCAAUCCCAGACGACUUUGGAAAACUGAUUAUUAACCCUUCCCGUGGUUCAGUGCGAGGUGUACGAGGUGUUGUAGAGACGUCAGUGGACACAUACGCUGAAGAUUCGAACGUUCCAUUAACGCCGCAGGCAAGUCGAUUGGCUGAAGAUGUGAACAACGAGCAACAAAGCAAGUACGGUUCCAAUGAUUGCAUUGCAUCACCGAUGUAUUUUGCUCAGAAUGGCCGAACAAUAUCAAAAGAUCGGAGCUCAUCCGGGAAUGGAACAGUGAUUGGUGACGUGUGUUUGUAGGUGGAGCAAGUCAAACACGAAAUGUAAAAAAAUAUUAAACUUUCAUGGGAAUGAACCGUAAACGGUAUUUGCACUGCACCAUUUCUACUGGCGAUUAGAACACAAUCGAAUGUAGAGCGUUGACUACAGAGCUGAGUCAGACAAUACUAUGCAUGGCACGGUGAAUCUAUCCUACGUAGUCCUACAAGAUGUCAAUACAUCGCAAUUAAUGGAACUACAAAAGAUACUCAUUUAUUGCCGUUGGGUGUUUGGUAUUUAAUUGAUUUUUGUUUGGUGGUUAAAAAGUAAAAAUACUUAUAAGAUGAUAUACUUCGUAGUCCAUGACUGGGGAAAAGAUGGAUCAUGUACAUCAAUGAAGCAUUGUUUAUAUAUGAACGUGAGAAAGUAAAGAUUUAAAAUCUCAAUAAAAGAUUUUUGACAAAGAUUGUCACACAAAAUGUACAUUUCCAUCAUUUUCGCAGUCAGUCAUUUUAAAUGUUUUCAUGUCUUUAAAAUAAAUUUGAUGUUUUUCUGCUGGACAGAGAAAUUAUUAUUGAACUACUAUUCACAUACGUAGUUGAGUACUUUAAGCUAAGACGUGCUUAAGAUAAAGCUAUUAAAUUAAUCUAUUUUA
Messenger RNA from Xenia sp. Carnegie-2017, 5381 nucleotides. RefSeq lists its product as uncharacterized. The transcript has 25 exons. The record is from RefSeq and is a predicted model, not a curated record. Gene Ontology annotation, cellular component: membrane. The coding region runs from base 773 to 4768 and encodes 1331 amino acids. Lineage: Eukaryota; Metazoa; Cnidaria; Anthozoa; Malacalcyonacea; Xeniidae. Gene Ontology annotation, biological process: G protein-coupled receptor signaling pathway; cell surface receptor signaling pathway. Gene Ontology annotation, molecular function: protein binding; G protein-coupled receptor activity.